Molecule: messenger RNA, 1736 nt
Organism: Ochotona curzoniae (black-lipped pika)
Lineage: Eukaryota; Metazoa; Chordata; Mammalia; Lagomorpha; Ochotonidae
Gene: GCDH
Product: glutaryl-CoA dehydrogenase
Exons: 12
Coding region: 79-1407 (442 amino acids)
Biological process (GO): fatty acid beta-oxidation using acyl-CoA dehydrogenase; fatty-acyl-CoA biosynthetic process
Cellular component (GO): mitochondrial inner membrane
Molecular function (GO): glutaryl-CoA dehydrogenase activity; flavin adenine dinucleotide binding; fatty-acyl-CoA binding
Source: RefSeq, a predicted model, not a curated record
CGCCCACCUGCGGCGGCCGUGAAAGUUUUGGUUUAGUAGCGUGGGGAUUCCGGACGCGGACAGGUCGCGGACGCCGCCAUGGCUGCCCUGGCGCUGCGGGGCGUUUCGGUGCGGCUGCUGAGCCGUGGGCCCGGGCUGCGUGGCUUGCGCGCCUGGAUCUCGGCGAGCGCACACAGCGGCGCGAGGAGCGGGGAGGCGCGGAGCCGCCCUGCGCAGGCCUCGCGCCCGGACUUUGACUGGCGGGACCCUCUGCUGCUGGAGGAGGAGCUGACGGCCGAGGAGGUCCUCAUCAGGGACACGUUCCGCACCUACUGCCAGGAGCGGCUCAUGCCGCGCAUCCUGCUGGCCAAUCGCAACGAAGUUUUUCAUCGGGAGAUCAUCUCGGAGCUGGGCGAGCUGGGCGGGCUGGGCCCCACCAUCAAAGGGUACGGCUGUGCGGGCGUCUCGUCCGUGGCCUACGGGCUGCUGGCCCGCGAGCUGGAGCGAGUGGACAGCGGCUACAGGUCGGUGAUGAGCGUGCAGUCGUCCCUGGUCAUGCAUCCCAUCCACGCCUACGGCAGCGAGGAGCAGCGGCAGAAGUACCUGCCCCGGCUGGCCACGGGGGAGCUCCUGGGUUGCUUUGGGCUCACGGAGCCCAACCACGGCAGUGACCCCAGUGGCAUGGAGACCACAGCCCGCCACAACCCUGCCAACAAGACUUACGUCCUCAAUGGGACCAAGACCUGGAUCACCAACUCGCCCGUAGCCGACCUGUUUGUGGUGUGGGCUCGGUGUGAAAAUGGCCGCAUCCGGGGCUUCCUGCUGGAGCGGGGUGUGCGGGGCCUCUCGACCCCCAAGAUCGAGGGCAAGUUCUCCCUUCGGGCCUCGACCACGGGCAUGGUCGUCAUGGAUGGCGUGGAGGUACCCGAGGACAGCAUGCUCCCCGGUGCAGACGGCCUGGCGGGGCCCUUCGGCUGCCUCAACAAUGCCCGCUACGGCAUCACGUGGGGCGUGCUCGGGGCCGCCGAGUUCUGCCUGCACACGGCCCGGCAGUACACCCUGGACAGGCUGCAGUUCGGUGUUCCCCUGGCCAAGAACCAGCUGAUCCAGAAGAAGCUGGCGGACAUGCUCACCGAGGUGACGCUGGGCCUGCACGCCUGCCUGCGGCUCGGCCGUCUGAAGGACCAGGACAAGGCCACCCCCGAGAUGGUCUCCCUGCUAAAGAGGAACAACUGUGGGAAGGCCCUGGAUGCCGCCCGCCAGGCCAGGGACAUGCUGGGGGGCAACGGGAUCUGCGACGAGUACCACGUGAUCCGGCACGCCAUGAACCUCGAGGCCGUGAACACCUACGAAGGCACGCAUGACAUUCACGCCCUGAUCCUCGGAAGGGCCAUCACAGGCCUGCAGGCGUUCAAGGCUGCCAAGUGACCCUGCCUCCCGGACGGCCGCCGGGCCUGUACCCUGGGCGCCAGGCUCAGCUGGGGAGGUGAUGCAGAGGGACCUGGCCCGUGUCGGGGGACAGCGACAGGCAAGGACGCCCGGCAGCCAAAGCACCGAGGACUCUGCUCAGCGCGUCCUGCCCACUUUCCACCACGAACAAGACACAGCCAAGAGCCAGGCAGGGAGAGGCCCGAGGGCGGCCCUGACCCCCGGCUUACCCCACACUGAGCCACGCUGGGGGCAAGUGCCAUACUUCCUCUGGACCCCAGGGCAGGGCGGGUGAGGGCCAUGAAAAUAAAGAGCACCCGUGCACCUGA